Molecule: messenger RNA, 1427 nt
Organism: Leopardus geoffroyi (Geoffroy's cat)
Lineage: Eukaryota; Metazoa; Chordata; Mammalia; Carnivora; Felidae
Gene: NKX2-6
Product: NK2 homeobox 6
Exons: 2
Coding region: 522-1427 (301 amino acids)
Biological process (GO): cell differentiation; regulation of transcription by RNA polymerase II
Cellular component (GO): nucleus
Molecular function (GO): RNA polymerase II cis-regulatory region sequence-specific DNA binding; DNA-binding transcription factor activity, RNA polymerase II-specific
Source: RefSeq, a predicted model, not a curated record
UCUCCGCCUCAGUUUUCCUCGGCCACGUGAGUGGAGAGUUGAGCAAAGGCCGGGCCGGAAGGACGGGCUCGGGUUGCAGAGCAAGGGUUCCACCCCCCAUCCUCUCACGUCCCCUAGGAGAGCCCCGUGGACGGGGCUGACCUCUGCGGCUCCCUCUAUUACCGUAUUCACCCAGAUACGAGCCGCGCGCAGCACCCUCUCCCAUUUUCCUGGCUUUUGAGAACCGUCGACACAAACCAAACCUUUCCGGAAGGUGGCUGGGGGGUGGAGAGGAAUUCGAAGGGCGCGGGAAGAAAGCUCCCGGGGAGGAAGGUACAGAUUAGCACGUGGUUCCUGCCGGAACCAAUGAAGGUCAGCGAUCUCGGCCUCGGUCACCCGGCCGGCAGGGAUGGCCCAGAGGAAGGCGCAGUAGAGGACACUGGGCGUCUGCCCGCUGUGCUUGCAGCGACAAGAGGGGAAGCUCAGGGCGACACCCAGAGGGUGACCGGGGACACCCCAGCCCCGCCUCCUCCGCCUUCGGGAUGCCGCUGAACCCUGUCACCUCCACCCCCUUCUCGGUCAAUGAUAUCCUGAGGCUGGAGCCAGAGCAGAUAGAUCCCGAAUUCUUGCAACUCCGGGAGGCACCGGGGAGCCCUGAAAGCUUUCAGUGCCAGCCACCGCUCCCAGAACCGCGAAAGUCAGAGGUUCACAGCACCUGCAGCGCCCGCGGCGGAAACAGCGACAGAACCGACGAGUCGGGGUGUCCUGGUGGUCCCCCCGAGACGGUCGCAGAGAUGGACUCAGAACGCGUGGAGGAGCCACAGCCGGGCCUCAGCGCAGCCUCGCCCCUCCGCGGCGGGACCAGGGGGCCAGAGCUCGGCGUCGGCGACCCCGGCAGCGGCGCGCGCGGGACCGGCCCCGAGCAGCCCAAGGCGCGCCAGCGGCGGAAGCCCCGCGUGCUCUUCUCGCAGGCGCAGGUGCUGGCGCUGGAGCGGCGCUUCAAGCAGCAGCGGUACGUGUCGGCGCCCGAGCGCGAGCACCUGGCCAGCGCGCUGCAGCUCACGCCCACGCAGGUCAAGAUCUGGUUCCAGAACCGGCGCUACAAGUGCAAGAGACAGCGCCAGGACAAGUCCCUAGAACUGGCGGGCCACCCCCCGGCGCCGCGCCGGGUGGUGGUGCCCGUGCUGGUGCGGGACGGCAAGCCCUGCCUGGGCCCCGGCGCGCCGGCUUUCUCGGGCCCCUACGGCGCCGCCGCGGCGCCCUAUUCCUGUUACGGCGGCUACGCGGGCGCCCCUUUUGGCGCCGGCUACGGCGGCGGCUACGCGGGCGCGCCCCCGGGUCCUGCGACGCCCGCAUCCCUGGCCAGCGCAGGUUUCGGCGGGGGUGGCCCCGGUGCCGGCCCGCAGAGCCACCUGCCCGCCGCGCUGCAGGGCGUCAGGGCCUGGUGA